Nicotiana attenuata is the source of this 336-nucleotide messenger RNA. Its product is annotated as polyphenol oxidase E, chloroplastic-like. The record is from RefSeq and is a predicted model, not a curated record. The transcript has a single exon. Gene Ontology annotation, molecular function: catechol oxidase activity. NCBI's taxonomy places the organism in Eukaryota, Viridiplantae, Streptophyta, Magnoliopsida, Solanales, Solanaceae. Bases 1 to 336 code for a protein of 111 amino acids.
AUGAGAAAUUUCUAUUCAGCUGGUAAGGAUCCUGCUUUCUAUACUCACCAUGCAAAUGUAGAUCGCAUGUGGACAAUAUGGAAAACAUUAGGAGGAAAACGCAAGGACAUCAACAAGCCAGAUUAUUUGAACGCUGAGUCCUUCUUCUACGACGAGAAGAAAAACCCUUAUCUCGUGAAAGUCCGUGACUGUUUGGACAAUAAGAAAAUGGGAUAUGAUUUCCAAGCAAUGCCAACCCCAUGGCGCUAUUUUAAGCCAUUGAAGAAGAGCAAGAGCAAGGUCAAUGCACGUUCAGUUGCUGCAGCUACCCAAACAUUCCCUAUUGCAAAUCCAUAA